CAACCACAUACUCCUAUACACCAUGUUCUCAUUUCUGCGUCGAACAGCAGGUGUGGCUGCCGAAUCCACCGCCAAAGGUAAUUACUCGCACAGCGGAUGCGAAUACCAAACGAUACUGACCGAUAUCUUUUGGCACAGCGCUUCGCAUGGAGGGUCUCCAGGGAUGGCAAAGAGAACUGCCCAUGGCAUCCUUAAAUACUUUGCAGGAUCUCGACCUCUGGGCCAUUGGCUGCGAUAAAGACAUUGGUGGAUUUUCAGAAGCUCAUUUAGACGUGACGCCGCAGAACACAGGUCGCUUUCACGGCCACAUUUCCCUCGAGUUACCUGCCAAUCGCGAGAUUCAACAAAGCGGCUAUGCUGCUAUUCGCACCAAAGCCCAACCAUCGUCCAUGUUUGGCACGCCUUGUUGGGAUACCAGCAUUUUUCGAUACUUGGCCUUGCGUGUGCGUGGAGAUCGCCGACGAUACUUUGUUAAUAUCCAAACCGACGGAGUCAUUCAGACCGAUCUGUAUCAGCAUCGAUUAUUUUUACGAACACCCGGUGACUGGGAAACAGUCAUGAUUCCUUUCCGAGAUUUCAUAUUGACGAAUAAUGGCAUGAUACAAGAGCAACAAGUGGAGAUGUUUCGAGAAAAAGUGAAAACUGUCGGUAUAUCUUUAAUGGAUCGACAAGAGGGACCAUUUGACAUCGAGAUUGACUGGAUCAAAGCGAUGAAUACCGAGUUUACAGAAGGUGAUUUGGAUCGAAUUCCACCCAAAGAAAAGACUUCCAUGCUGUAAGAUUGUGUAAAAUAAAAAUAAAAAUUGAUACUCCGUUCUUUGAAAACAAGCCAA
Molecule: messenger RNA, 833 nt
Organism: Radiomyces spectabilis
Lineage: Eukaryota; Fungi; Mucoromycota; Mucoromycetes; Mucorales; Radiomycetaceae
Product: complex I intermediate-associated protein 30-domain-containing protein
Exons: 2
Coding region: 147-779 (210 amino acids)
Biological process (GO): mitochondrial electron transport, NADH to ubiquinone; mitochondrial respiratory chain complex I assembly
Cellular component (GO): mitochondrion
Source: RefSeq, a predicted model, not a curated record